Messenger RNA from Quercus robur (English oak), 2893 nucleotides. RefSeq names its product pentatricopeptide repeat-containing protein At2g17525, mitochondrial-like. Gene Ontology annotation, molecular function: protein binding. Lineage: Eukaryota; Viridiplantae; Streptophyta; Magnoliopsida; Fagales; Fagaceae. The transcript has 2 exons. The record is from RefSeq and is a predicted model, not a curated record. The coding region runs from base 1 to 1896 and encodes 631 amino acids.
AUGCCCCAAAUCUCCAACCCUUCAACACUUCCAAUCUUCUGCUCACUAACUUAUCAGAGAUUUCUUUUUUGCAGCCUGCAAUCAAAAUGCAUUUCAUCCUCAUCAUCUCCUGUUCCAUCCCAACAGCACAUUGCCCAUUUAAUACUAGACCAAAAGUCAUUCUCCCAAGCCCUUCAAACCUUCAAAUGGGCUUCCAAACUCCCCAAUUUUACCCACUCUCAAUCCACCUACCGUGCAUUGAUCCACAAGCUCUGUGCUUUCCGCCGCUUCGAUAUUGUAAAGGAAUUACUUCAAGAAAUGCCCAACACAAUUGGGUCACCCCCUGAUGAAGACAUUUUCAUCACGAUCGUCCGUGGUCUAGGGCGGGCACGUAUGGUUAAGCGGGUAAUCAAAGUGGUUGACUUGGUUACCCAGUUUGGAAAGAAACCUUCUAUGAGGAUUUUCAAUUCAGUACUUGAUGUUCUUGUUAAGGAAGAUAUUGAUUUGGCUCGAGAGUUUUAUAGGAAGAAGAUGAUGGGGAGCGGUGUUGAAGGUGAUGGAUACACUUUCGGGAUCUUAAUGAAGGGGCUUUGCUUGACUAAUAGGAUUGGUGAUGGUUUCAAACUGUUGCAAGUGAUGAAGUCUAGGGAAAUCAUACCAAAUACUGUGAUUUAUAACACAUUACUUCAUGCACUUUGCAGGAAUGGGAAAGUUGGGAGAGCAAGGAGCUUGAUGAAUGAGAUGGAGGAGCCUAAUGAUGUGACUUUUAAUAUCUUAAUAUCUGCGUAUUGUAAAGAAGAGAAUUUGGUUAAAGCUCUUGUUCUCUUAGAGAAGUGCUUCAAUCUGGGGUUUGUGCCUGAUGUUGUAACAGGGACUAAGGUGCUGGAAGUUCUCUGCAAUGUUGGUCGUGUUACUGAGGCUGUUGACAUUUUGAACAGAUUGGAGAGUAAGGGAAGUGCGGUGGAUGUUGUGGCUUAUAACACUUUGAUAAAGGGUUUUUGUAGAUUAGGGAAAGUGAAAGUUGGGCAUUGCCUUUUGAAGGAGAUGGAGAGGAAGGGCUGCCUUCCAAAUGUGGACACAUACAAUAUAUUGAUCUCUGGUUGUUGUGAGUCUGAAAUGUUGGAUUUGGCUCUUGAUCUGUUUAAUGAGAUGAAAACAGAUGGACUUAAUUGGAAUUUUGUUACAUAUGAUACAUUAAUUAAAGGUUUGUGUUCAGGAGGGAGGAUGGAAGAUGGGUUUAAGAUUUUGGAAAUAAUGGAGGACAGUAAGGAGGGAUCUAGGGGUCGUUUAAGCCCUUAUGAUAGUGUGUUAUAUGGUCUGUAUAAGGAGAAUCAGUUAGAUGAAGCACUCACAUUUCUGACCCAGAUGGGGAAGUUAUUCCCUAGAGCAGUUGAUAGGAGCUUGAGAAUUUUAAGUCUUUGUGAAGAGGGUGCUAUUGAGGAUGCAAAGAAGGUUUUUGGUCAGAUACUUGUAGAAGGGGGAGUUCCAAAUGUUCUUGUUUAUGACCAUUUAAUCCAUGGAUUUUGUGAAGGAGGGUAUAUGCGUGAAGCAUUUGAGCUGAUGAAUGAGAUGGUUGGUCGUGGUUAUUAUCCACUUGCACCAACAUUUGAUGCUCUGAUUAGUGGGUUCUGCAGGCAAGGAAAGGUCAGUAGUGCUUUUAAGCUCAUUGACGACAUGGUUGUGAGGGGUUGCAAACUUGAUAUAGGAAGUUAUAAUCCCUUGGUUGAUGCUCUUUGUAGAAAGGGGGAUUUUCAAAAGGCUUAUGGGCUCUUUUUACAAAUGUUAGAAAAGGAUAUUGCUCCUGAUUUAUCAUCAUGGAACUCAUUGCUUCUUAUUUGGUGUCAAGAAACAUCAUGGUUAGCAAGACAGAACAUGUUCCAAGUAAAUUACCUUUUACAGCAGAUUGCUGAGAUUUGAAUUAAUUUUAGCUAUUGAGAUAUAGAUGAAGUGUAAGACAAAGAAUUUUCAACUUAGUGAAUGUGAGUAAAAGUAAAGGCUGCAUUAGCUUGUUCGUUAUUACCAAUUCUGCAUUACCUAAAUGGGAAAUGAAGGUUUUUUCAUAUAUUCCAAAUUAGAGGUUCAAGAGUUAGAGAUAGUUUGAGGAAGGUGCUUCUUGGGAAUGUAAGUAGAGAUCUUCAGUAUUAUUUGAUGUUUGCACUUUCUUAUUACUAGCUUGCCUUUUAAUUAAUUUACACCUGUUGAAGACCACACAUUCAACCAGAAAUAAUUAGAAGUAAAAAACUCUGAAUAAAGAAAUAUAAAACAUAGACAAGGUUAAAAGAAACACAUAGUAGCAAUCCAGAUCUAUCUUGAAUAUUCAUUAACCGAAAGAGACACUGGACUAAUUUUUUAUAAUUCAGCAUUUUUAAAGAUAUUUCUAUUAUCCUAUCAUAUUAAUUUUGAUUUUGAAAAUUACAAACUAAUAUGAGAGAUCAUAUUUCUUGUGUUGUAAAGGCCCAUUAUCAACAGUAUUCUCUAUCAUAGCAAUCCAGUCCAAAAAAAGGGGCUUUUUAGCUAAUAAGAGAUGAUAUGCUAAUGAAAUUAACUCAUUUUGAAGGUGAAAUCACCAUCACUCUAAAGCAUAUGAUACUGGUUGGCACUUGGCAAUGGAAAUGAAAGAUAGAGUGGUUUUCCAACAAUUGCACAUCAUCUGCUACCAAUUCUUAUCUUCAGGUUGGAGAACUAACUUGGGCCAAUUCAUCUCUUCAAAUUUGAUUGGCCAAGCUGCCAAGGUGAGAGAACCCCGAUAAUUGGACACUUUAUAAGCAAGCGCUCCAACUGUAUAUAAAGACCUAUUUAGUGAAAAUUAAUGUAAGUCAAGGCCUUCAUCCAGCAAAAUGGAAAAAAAAAAAUCAAUGUAAAAAUUUUUAUGGGUUAUGAUUUAUAGAAAGAUUGGACUUCUUGUUCUGGUUUA